AUGCGGAGCUUGCGCGGCGCUCCGCCGCCGGUGCUGCUGCUGCUGCUGCUGGCGCUGCUGCUGGCCGCGGGGCACGGCGCCGUCAUCACCGGGGCCUGCGACCAAGACCAGCAGUGCGGAGGAGGGAUGUGCUGUGCGGUUAGCCUCUGGAUCCGCAGCCUGCGAAUGUGCACGCCGAUGGGAAAUUUGGGAGAGGAGUGCCAUCCUUUGAGUCACCGAGUUCCCUUCUCCGGGCGACGGAUGCACCACACCUGCCCGUGUCUCCCCAGCCUGGCCUGCAUACGGACUUCUCCCAGCAAAUUCAAAUGUUUACCGAACUUCAGAAAAGAAGAUGUGUUUUUUUAGCAGGAGCUAUUCUGCACUAGAAAGAGCCACUUGAUGUAUUCUUUUUCUUGUUAUUGUGACAAACAAGGUACUUGCCAGGGGAAACCCUUCACCAUACUUUCCUGCCUCACCAACAUUAAAACUGAAGAUGAGAUACUGUGCUGUAGUGGCCAAGGUUUUCAGGAGAGACUCGCGGUGGCAGAUGCUCUCAUUUUGGGGUGAGCAAAAUGACAUCUGCUAAAGCAAUACUGCUUUCUGAGGGCAGGAGCUUAACGAUUUCUGAACCGUCUCAUGGUCUCCAUGGUUCCAGCUUAACCCCAGAAUGAAAACAUCCAAGCUUAGUGUCAGUUUUGGAAAAUUUUGGCCACGUUUUUACACUUUGGAAUGCCUGAAUUGAACUGAGAGUUCAAUAAUUGCGUAGUCUGAAGCAUAUGACGAUUGACAAAAAACUGUAUUUACAUUACAUUUCGUAUCUUUAUUAAUAUAACUGUAUUUGUAAGUUAGGCGCAUCUCUAGGGUAAAAGUUUAACCAAUAGAUGUAGUUUUUACACUUUUUAAAAGUGGCAGGUGGAACCAAAGCAUUUCAAUAUUCA
Messenger RNA from Gymnogyps californianus (California condor), 917 nucleotides. It is a transcript of the gene PROK2, whose product is annotated as prokineticin 2. The transcript is spliced from 3 exons. The record is from RefSeq and is a predicted model, not a curated record. The coding region runs from base 1 to 345 and encodes 114 amino acids. Lineage: Eukaryota; Metazoa; Chordata; Aves; Accipitriformes; Cathartidae.